This is a messenger RNA of Argentina anserina (silverweed cinquefoil), 1711 nucleotides long. RefSeq lists its product as uncharacterized. The record is from RefSeq and is a predicted model, not a curated record. The transcript is spliced from 3 exons. The coding region runs from base 592 to 1503 and encodes 303 amino acids. Lineage: Eukaryota; Viridiplantae; Streptophyta; Magnoliopsida; Rosales; Rosaceae.
UAACACAACUCAAUCACUGCCUUAAUAACAUGAACUACAAAUUCCACUCUCUAGUUUCCAUUCACGAAACGUCCCUCUCUCACUUUCCCCCACCCACUAUUUAUUCAGAUCCCUUCUGAUUUCAGUGCCCCCCAUUUUUGUUUCUGUUCCAAAUCAUUCACACUUUGUGUGCUUCAUUUCGUUUUCUCAAUUCUCACUCUCUAGUUUCUAUCUCUGUGUCUGAUCAGUGAUCACUGCUGCCCUAUUUGGUCUAAGGCCUCAGUUUUUCUUCUUGUAGCUUCUAUAUUUUCUCAGUCUUGCUCAUACUUUGUGUUACAUUCCCCUCGAUUUCUCAUAAUUGGUGUGACCAAUUUCAUCAGUUUCAGAACCCCAAUUCUGUUUCACCUCUUAAAGACUUUUACUUUUCUAGUUCUUGGUUUAUUUUCUUAAUCAGAAUUUCCAUAUUGGUCUGAUCAGUUCACUCUAAAGACUCAAACUUUGUGUCUCACUCGCUCAAUUCUUCAAAACUUCUAUAUGGGACUGUUUAUCUGAUCAGUUUUAUAGUUUCCUUUCGUAUUAAUCUUAGUUCUUGAAUAGUAAAGUUCCGGCCUUAUGAUGCAUGCCAAGUCCGAUUCAGACGUCACGAGCUUAGCACCGUCGUCGCCGCGAUCGCCGAAGCGGCCAGUGUACUAUGUCCAAAGCCCAUCAAGGGACUCCAACGAUGGCGACAAAUCCUCCACCAUGCACGCCACGCCGGCCUUCAACAGCCCAAUGGAGAGCCCAUCACACCCUUCCUACGGCCGCCACUCGCGGGCCUCCUCCGCCAGCCGGGUCUCCGGUACCUUUAAAGGAAGCCGAAAACGCGGCAAUGAGAAAGGUUGGCCGGAAUGCAAAGUGAUUGAAGAAGAAGGGGACUAUGAUGGGCUUUAUGGGGAGAAGGGCAUUUCAAGAAGGUGUCAGAUUUUGAUGGCUUUGAUGGGGUUCAUUGUCAUCUUUUCGAUCUUCUGCUUGAUUCUUUGGGGUGCUAGUAGACCUUACAAAGCUCGCGUCACUGUUAAGAGUUUAGCUGUGCAUAAUUUUUAUUUUGGGGAAGGAUCGGACAUGACUGGAGUACCUACAAAGAUGUUGACAAUGAAUUGUUCAAUGAGGAUGAAUGUGUACAACCCUGCUACGUUUUUCGGUAUUCAUGUCAGCUCGGACACAGUUAGCAUCAUGUAUUCAGAAAUUGCAGUUGCAACUGGUCAGUUGAAGAAAUACUAUCAACCAAGAAAGAGUCACCGGAAUGUGAUAGUGAACCUCCAAGGAGUGAAAGUACCUUUGUAUGGGGCUGGGGCAAGCGUAGCAGUCGAUGAUACCAGUGGGGGAGUUCCAAUGACACUCGUGUUUGAGGUUCGGUCACGAGGGAAUGUGGUGGGGAAGUUGGUGAGAACAAAGCACCGGAAGCACGUAAAUUGCUCCAUGGAUUUAGACUCUCGUAGAACCAAACCCAUUACAUUCAAAGCAAGUUCAUGCACAUACAAGUGAGCACUACCCGCAGAUUUCUCUACGUUGUUUGUGCACGUUCUUUGGGGAACUAUUGCACAAAUAUUUUAGUCACAGUUCAGUUAUAUGGUGCACCUUCUGCUUGGCAUGGAGUGGUUUGCGCUCUUAUCUUGUAAUAUGAGAUUGCACACCUCUGUAUAGAGGGUAUUAUACUAGUUGGAAAUAAGUUUUUCUUUCAAUUGCCCAUAUG